AUGGCUCAACCGCUUUUGCUUUUAUGUUGUUAUAUAAUUCGGGACGAUUUUGGUCCAAUUAUUGAGGAAGUAGCCAAGGUAUUAUUACAGAAAGGUCGACUUCCAUUAGUAUCCAUAUCUAAAUUUUCAAAACAAAAUUUAUCAAAAACUCGCGAAUGCCUCUUCGUACUAAUUCAACACAAUCUGGUAUAUUGGGCUGAAACUAGAGAGGGAUCACGUAAUUCGAUUCAUUAUUCUAUUGAACAAAGUGAGAUCUUAGCGAGACUUAAUUUCGGAAUUUAUGUAAAAUAUGCGAAUGAAUGGGCUAGGCAUAGGGGGGCUGAUGAAAUAACUCAUUAUAUGCUGUUAACUGGUAAAGGAACCUUCACAGGAUUUAUCGAAGAUCGAAAUAUAUCAAAAAGAACAAAUAAAUACAAAGAGUUGAAAGAGACGUUUAAUAAAAUGGUUGAAAAACGUUAUCUUACAACUGUAAAGAUAACAGAUUCAAAGUCUGCUCAGGAUAAAGCAUCAGAGGCUGAACAACGCGAAUUAGCAAAAGUCACUAACUUUAUUCCUACAAAAAAACAAAUGGCUGAAGUGAAAGCUAAGCUCGCGGCUGUAGCCGAUGAUGACAACGUUUCGACAGGAUCGAAACGUAAAAUUAAUUUUGAAAAUAUUGAAAAUAUUGAAAGACCUACUAAGCAACAAAAAGGAGAUGAUUCGGCUGAUGAAAAUCAAUUUUUUCGGGUGAACUAUGACAAAUUUAAUGCUAAAUCGAGAAAUAGGCAAAUUGUUGAAUUUGUUAAAACUCGUAUUAAUCAAUCAGCAAGUAUUAUAACAAAAGUUAUCCUUGACAUCGCAGAUGAUGAAAAACCAAGCGACAUCGAAUCACGCGCAAUAUCAGCACAAAGAAUUAUUAGGAGUGUCCCAGUCGAAAAGACUGAUUUAUUUAAUCAGCAAAUGCAAAGUGCGAGAAGAGGAGUAACUCGUGAAAUAUUAAUCAAACAAUAUUUAGAUUAUCUUAUGGAAAAUGAUGAUGCAAAUAUAUUACGUAAGAAAGAUGAAAAUACGGGUGGAAAUUAUACAAUUCGAUAUCAUGAAGUUUGUGAAUCAUUGAAAAAAGAAAUUUUUGAGGAUGUUAUUAUGGAAAAAUAUGGGUUUAAGGGAAUGAGAAUUGUUAGAAUAUUAUGUGAAAAGGGCAAAUUAGAUGAAAAGGCGAUUAUUAAUUUAGCUUUAAUGAAUCCUUUGGAAGUUCGACAAAAGUUGACAGAACUAACGACUGGUGGCUUUGUACAAAUACAAGAAGUUCCAAGAUCAGCAGAUCGUGCUCCCUCAAGAACAUUUUAUCUAUGGGAAGUAGAUUAUAAAAAAUGCUAUGAUGCAUUAUUGAAUUAUUAUUAUCGUACAUUGGCUAAUAUACAUCAAGUGAGAUUUGAUUAUGAAUCAGGUUCAUCAAGGCUUUUAGAAAAGAUAGAAAAAGAGGACGCAUUAAGGCAGUUAAAUAGGAGUUCCAAUAUUCUCUUGCUUAAUGAAACCGAAAGAAAGAAAUUACAGGAAUUGGAACAAAUAUUAACUCAAUUAGAUACUUCACGUCCACAAGUAAGAGAGUAUGCUUCCAAAUCAAAGAAAAGGAAAAAAGAAAAGAUCAUGACAGCAACGGCCAUUCCUUUAGUUGAUGCAGUUAAUGUACUCAAGGCACAUGAAACAACUUAUCCGAAUAGGACUUUAGAAUUACACGUAAAAACUAAAUUAGAAAAGGGAAAGGCGCCAAUUAGAGGCUCUAUAUCUUUACCAAAAUCGAUAGCUAAAAAAGUAUCAUGGAUGGUUUUCGCAAAGGGUACGAAAGCGGAAGAAGCCAAGGCUGCUGGAGCACAUGUAGUUGGUGCCGAAGAAUUAAUCGCGGAGAUUACGGAAGGAACUUUUAAUAUUGGAAAUAUUGAUAAAUGUUUAUCAACACCGGAGUUAUAUCCUUCAGUAACAAAAAUUGCUAGAAUCUUAGGACCAAAAAUGUUAAUGCCUAUGGCAAAAAGGGGUACAGUUACCGAUGAUAUUGCUGGUACUAUACAAAGAAUGGACGAUAAACAUAGUUUUAAUAGUGAUAAACUUGGUUGGGUUCAUACUGCAAAUACAGAUAAUAUUCAAGUUGUUUUGAGAGAGAUAGAUAGAAUUGGUAAAGAUCAAGGUAUUAAAAGUAGUAAAAAAGGUAUGAUAACGGGAUUUAUUGAAAAGAUUGCAAUAAAUCCAAAUAUGGGACAAUCUAUACAUUUACUUGAUUUUAAGGAUCUUUUGGAGACUCCUUCAAUUACAAGAUGA
Molecule: messenger RNA, 2292 nt
Organism: Funneliformis geosporum
Lineage: Eukaryota; Fungi; Glomeromycota; Glomeromycetes; Glomerales; Glomeraceae
Source: the annotation of a GenBank genome assembly